AAUGGGACGGUCCAUGGAAUAUCGAUCGUAUUGUGAUAACUGUGCUGUCGGUUUGUGUUCGGGACGUUUUUCCGGUAAAUAUAUAUAUACAACAUGACGGCAAAUUGUUACGUCUAUUUUCUGACAACUUUAGUUUUUACAAACAACAUACUAAUACUGAGUGCGGAGGUAGUUCUAGGGGAAGACCUAAAUGAGGAGUUUGAUUUCGAUGGCCUACCGGGCGCCCAACACGAGUUUAAGGUGGAAGUAAGGGCGGGAACAGAGGAGUGUUUCUACCAGAGCGCAAAGAAGGGGGCGAAAUUCCACGUGUCGUUCGAAGUUCUGAGAGGAGGUGAUCGUAAAAUCGAUUUCUUUGUUAAAGACCCCACGUACAAAAUCAUUGCUUCUGAACAAUGGAAAUCAGACGGAGCGCUGGAAAAAGACAUUGAAAUUGAAGGUUGUGGACCAAUGGAGUCUUCAGAAUUCAGAAAGCGCGGGAAGGUUCUUGUGGACUACAUUGCUGAUUAUAUGGACAAUUUGGCGCUGCGCAAGGUUACACCGGACGUCGAGCCUGGUUACUUACGGGAACUACUUCCAAAGUGCGCUCCCAACAGAGGCGAAGAUUUCCAGGACAUAAUGAAAGAUGUUGAAAGGGCGAUUAUGCCAGGGAUUACACACUGGCAGCAUCCUAAUUUCCAUGCGUACUUUCCUGCUGGCAACUCUUUUCCGUCUAUUCUCGGCGACAUGUUGUCUGAUGCCAUUGGCUGUAUUGGAUUCUCGUGGGCUGCUAGCCCAGCGUGUACUGAGCUGGAGACGAUAACUCUUGACUGGGUUGGGAAAAUGAUUGGGCUUCCAAAAACGUUUUUGAACGAAUCAGGUGGAGGAGGCGGCGUUAUCCAGGGAUCCGCCAGUGAAUGCGUUCUGGUUGCAUUGCUAGCUGCUCGUCAUGCGGCCAUCAUAAAGUUGAAGAGUCGUCUCCCCUUCAUUGAAGAUGGCAUGCUGUUAUCGAGACUAGUGGCGUAUUCGUCAAAACUGGCUCACUCCUGUGUGGAAAAGGCCGGUAUGAUUGGGUUUGUAAAGAUGAGACAGCUGGACGUGGAUGAGAAGUUUUCUCUCAGAGGUCACGUCUUGGAGAGAGCUAUAGAGGAAGAUCGCCGGUUAGGGCUGAUUCCGUUCUACGUCUGUGCCACGCUGGGCACGACGGCGUGCUGUUCGUUUGACAACCUGGCGGAGAUUGGGGAGGUGUGCGCCAAGGAGGAUGUCUGGCUCCAUGUUGAUGCAGCAUACGCCGGAAACGCGCUCAUCUGCCCCGAAUUUCGUCAUCUACUGAACGGUGUCGAGAAUGCUAAUUCACUAAAUUUCAACACAAACAAAUGGUUGCAAGUGAAUUUUGACUGUUCGCUUAUGUGGGUUCGGGAACAAGAUGCAUUGUCUUCGGCGUUGACCGUGGAUCCGCUGUAUCUUCAACACAAGCACGGAGACCAAGCUAUUGACUUUAGGCACUGGGGAAUACCGCUUAGCAGACGAUUUCGAUCUCUCAAACUGUGGUUUGUCUUGCGAACCUACGGCGUGGAAGGGCUUCAGUAUCGGAUAAGGGAGCACGUUCGUCUUGCGAAACUGUUCGAAAGUUUGGUUGAGAAGGACGAACGUUUUGAAAUUCUCGGAGAGGUUACCAUGGGACUCGUCUGUUUCCGCCUGCAGGGUCCUAACUCCCUUACCCAGAAGCUACUGCGCAUGAUCAACGAGUCGCGGAAGCUGCACAUGGUUCCGGCUUUAAUCAACGAACACUUCGUGAUUCGCUUCGCCAUCUGCGCGGAGAGGGCUUGCGACAAGGAUAUUACGUACGCCUGGGACGUCAUAGUGGAAAUGACGUCAGAGCUACUGUUGAACAGACGUGACAGCAACCGACAACUGGAGAAGGCUGUGGUGGAGGAGAGUCCCAGCGAUGAAGAGGAUGACGAGGUGUUCCCGGAGUUCGACCACGAGAUGAUCUUCGACAACCAGCGCUGUAACCUCCAGAGAGCGCGCCUGCGCAGAAACCUCUUCCUGAAGAUGGUCUCCGACCCAAAGUCGUACCACCACCACGUGUUCAAGUCUCUCGACAUCGACAACAUGAGGAUAAGGAGCCAGUCUCUUGGGGAGAGCGAUCCCAAGUGCACCCAGAGCACGGACUAUAUCUUUGGAACACCUCUGUAAAUGGUGGCGUUAACAGGCCCGUUGGAACUAUAUCUGAAGUGGCUGUGGUGGAGGAGGGUACAAUCCCAGGGGGGGGGGGGGGGCAGAGAACAGAUUUUUUUAUCAUUAUUUA
Gigantopelta aegis is the source of this 2287-nucleotide messenger RNA. RefSeq names its product aromatic-L-amino-acid decarboxylase-like. Gene Ontology annotation, biological process: amino acid metabolic process. Gene Ontology annotation, molecular function: carboxy-lyase activity; pyridoxal phosphate binding. Lineage: Eukaryota; Metazoa; Mollusca; Gastropoda; Neomphalida; Peltospiridae. The record is from RefSeq and is a predicted model, not a curated record. The coding region runs from base 94 to 2175 and encodes 693 amino acids. The transcript has 15 exons.